Molecule: messenger RNA, 956 nt
Organism: Sesamum indicum (sesame)
Lineage: Eukaryota; Viridiplantae; Streptophyta; Magnoliopsida; Lamiales; Pedaliaceae
Gene: RD2
Product: Adenine nucleotide alpha hydrolases-like superfamily protein
Source: RefSeq, a predicted model, not a curated record
UUAAUUUAAACUUCUAUAAACACGGCACGAUAAUGAUAUGCUAACGCUAUACGAAAACUCCGUCACACCGCUAAAUCUGCAAACCCUUAUUAUACAGUGUUGAUCGAUCAUUAAACAGAGAAGGUAAAGAGAGGAAAUCCGUGAAUGGAGACGUUGAAGGAGGAGGAAGAGUAUAACUGGAGAGAAGUCAGUUUGCCGGCAAUGAUACCAGUUGUAUCCCCCCCCGAACUCGACAGGGAAACCGGCGAGAGGAGAAGGGGCCGUGACAUAAUCAUAGCUGUCGAUCAUGGGCCAAACAGCAAGCACGCCUUUGAUUGGGCUAUCACCCAUCUCUGCCGCCUCGCCGAUACAGUCCACCUCGUCCACGCCAUCUCCAGUAUCAAGAACCAGAUUGUGUACGAGACGAGUCAGGAGCUCAUGGAGAAGCUUGCUGUGGAGGCAUUUCAGGUUGCUAUGGUAAGAACAAAGGCUAGGAUUGUGGAAGGGGACACCGGCAAGGCGAUAUGCAAGGAAGCAGAGAGGUUGAAGCCUGCUGCUGUUGUAAUGGGCACCAAGGGCCGAAGCUUGAUCCAAAGUGUGCUACAGGGUAGUGUAAGUGAAUAUUGCUUCCACAAUUGUAAAACUGCACCAAUCAUUAUCGUUCCUGGGAAAGAUGCAGGGGAAGAAUCUGUUUUAUAAUCUGCAUUUGCAAGGAUGAGGAACUCGAGGCUCGUCAGAGCAUGUAUGUUAGUUGAAUCUCUUUUAGUAAAGAAAGGAUUUCCUUCAUUUGGAUGUGUGUGCAAGGUUAAUAUAUUACAUAAUUAAUUUUUUUAAUGUUGCAGUGUAGUUUUCCUGUGUGUACUUAAUCAUGUAUUAGUUUGUCUCUAACUAUUUUAUUGUACAAGGACAGACCUUUUUCUUUGGCUGCCUUGUUUACAACUUUAACCUCUUUUACGAGUAUAGUUAGUUUUUCCCUU